GCAUAUUUGGUUCUCCGCAAAAGUUGUCAAUUAGCGAAACAGUGAAUAUGUAGAUAUAAGAUGUCUAUACCGCAUUACCCUAGUUCAAAUGGUUUGAGGGAAUGCUACGCGCAACACCGUGCAGUGAAAGUUUAAGCAAUACUAACUCAUUCGGAGGUUAAAGUGAUUAUUUUCUACAACCGCUGAAUAAGUGUACAUAUUGAUCGGGACGUGAGCGCGUUGUGACUGAUACAGAAUGUAUUAGCAAAUAAAUUUAACUUAAAUGUAUUUUUUUCGGUAUAUUUUAAGUUUUUGAAUAGGUUGAACUGAGGUCUCUAUGUAGUGACUCACAGCAACUAUUUCUCGCAAUACGUGGAGAAUAUAUAAGUAUAUAUCAUAGAAAAUUUUAAAACAAGCUGUUAACUAUGAAAAUACAGAAGUGGUCAGCAUUUCAUAUUGCUUUAAUCUUAUGGCUCACUAAUGUAGUUCAGUGUAUCGGUGAGUGUCGAAUUCAAAACAAAGAAUUAUUUUGUGAGGACGUGGCCAUUGAAAAUAUCACAAUACCAAAAGAUGUAUUCAGUGUUUAUUUGAAAAAUGGAUUUACCAAUUUAACAGAUGGUAUUUUUGAAAACGACAAUCGAUGGGAAAGUAUACGAAAACUAGAUAUUACAAGUCAACAUGGACAGCGUUUUGAUGACCGAGCGUUUGCAGGUUUGAACAAUCUCACAUAUCUAGGACUUCAUACUGCUUGGUGGUUUUCAUUAUCAUAUACAGUGUUUGAGGACCUUGUCACUUUGAUAACGUUAGAUUUCUCUGGAAACGUUCGUUUCGUUUUACGAGAUUUAUGUGAUAUCUUAAGAAAUGCACCAUUGCCAUUUUUGCAGGAAGUCAUUGUCGAUGGCAUUCAAAGCGAAGGUACAUCUUCAUAUCUGACUUUAGAUGAUGAAUUUUUCGAAGCGUUAACAGGAAAUAAGAAGCGAAGAAUAAAGAUCCUCUCCAUGUCAAACACAAAACUUCUAAGCAUAUCGUUUGAAAGCAUCUCUAGGUAUGGUGUGUGUAAUUCAAUUGAAGUAUUCAUUGCAAGAAAUGUAUCAACCGUCAACCUAGAUAAUGACAUUAAGGACGGUAGACAUUAGUGGAGCUAAAAAUGUAUUGUUUCAGUCUAAUUUGUGGUAUUUAGAUCUAUUUCCCUUUUAUUGCGCAAGCCUUGUUUCCUUCUUUUUUAAUACUAAUGAUAUAAUUGCUAAUGAUAUUGAUUUAAAAUACCCGCUUUACUUUGGAAUGAACGGACCUAAACAUUUAGAUAUGACAGAAUGUCCAAUUAAAAUUCGGAAAUUUUCCUUUUCAAAUUCUAGACUAGCCAAACUUAAUGUACAUACACACCUGAAUGCAGUGACGAUUUCAAGUUUUCAAAUCGCAGACGUUUCUUCUAACGAACUAGAAUACGUUUCUCCACAACUCCUUGCAUCAUCCGUCAAUAUAAAAUAUAUUAAUGUCUCCACCAAUAAACUUCACGUUAUGCAAGAAAGCCACACGCGUGACUUCGAACGUCUGCUCUGGGCAUUAAGAAAAUUAGAAAUAUUAGAUUUAUCACAAAACGGCAUAUUUUCCAUCCCAAGGUUAAUGUUCAUUAACACAACAUCGUUGGAAUAUCUGGAUUUGUCAAUGAACAAGUUACAAUCCAUCGAUUUUGUUAUCCAACAUCUUGUGCGACUCAAGACAUUUAAUCUUCAAAGGAACUGGUUUUUGAUGAUAGACGAAAACACGCAAUUAGUUUUGGACAAUUUGAAUUAUAGACAAUUGAAUUCAACCGAUGAAGGUUUAGUAAUUGAUUUGAGCCAUAAUAAUUUCAUUUGUACUUGCGAUACAGUUGUCAUUAAUUCGAUAAAAUGGAUGGAAACUUUACCUAAAGAACUAUUGGCUGGUGAUUUAAACAAUUACAAAUGUGAUUUGGACGGCGCCCAAGUUAAUAUCGUCCGAGGUGGUUUACAAGAAACCAAAUCAUAUUGUCGACUACAAAAAGCAUUGUUAGCACUUGCAAUAUGCUUGCCACCUACGGUAAGCGCAAUUGCCGCCAUUUUAAUCAAACGUUUUAUUCGACAAAGAAAACAGAGACGUCAACAGAGACGUCAACAGAAAAUUGACAUUGGUCUUGAAAGGUUGAGAAAUGAAACAUUUCCAAAGAAAUAUCUAGUUUUUUUCUCGUUCUGUUCCGAAGAUGCUGUUGCUGCGACCAACCUAUUUUUCACAGAGCUUGAAAAACGUUUAAAAGACAUUGUGGAUACACCAAGAAAUUUGGUUUGUAUCGGGGACCGUAACUUCCGGCCUGGUCACCCUAUAGGAGAGGAAAUUAUCCGCUGCAUUGACGAAUCAGCUGUGACCAUUCUUGCCGUCUCCAACGCCUUCUGCAAGAAACAUUGGUGCAAGAGGGAAAUCCAGGAAACGUAUGAUCAGGACAAACCUAUUAUCUUGCUGAUGCUUGAGCACGUCGAACCAGAAACUAUGGGAAUUGUUCUUCACAAACUAUUUGAGCGUUACACGAUAGCCAAAUUGGUGUUUGAAGAUUGCCAGAUUAGACUCGAACCGGAUUGGGCAAUUUUUUGUGACUCAAUUAUUAACUUGUCUAUGAAAUAUCUUGAUGAAUAGAAUAGUGGAAGUAAAAAAAUCAAUUAACUUUUUUUCAAAAAAGCUGAAAUAUGUGCAGUAAUGUUUGCAAUAUACAUCAAAGCAUCGAACCAUAUAACUUAUUCCAAUCAAAAAAGGUUUAUUUAUGUAUCAUAUUCUCAGUUUCUUUCUGAAAAUAAUUGAUAUUAGUAAUUCAUGUAAAAACUUUUUUUUUAAAUAUGGAAUUGAGUAGUUGGAGCUAUAAUAAAAUGCAGUAAUGUAAACUAACAUUUCUAAUUUAAAUUUUAAUAUACACGAUAAUCGAGUGGUGUCAGAUAAUACAGAAUGCUUGUUGAACCACACUGAAACCUUCAAUUUUGUAUUGCCAUAUUAUAUUUUUGACUUUGAUAUGUGGCCUGAUCUGAGAUUUUUGGUCAGAAAGGGGUACAUGGAAAAAGUUUUUUAUUUCAAUUAACAGAAAACUCCAUGUAUGUUGAACACGGAAAAAAUAAGAGGAUUGCCAUAUUUCUCAGUUAUGUUGAACACGGAAACAUUAAGAUGUUUGCAAAAUUUCUCAGUUUACGGUGAAAGCGGCUGAUUUAGAAAUGCCUAGUAAAAUACAAAAAUAAACUUUUCUUGAUUUAUAAACAUGUCAAUAAAAUAAGUUAAUACAUUUCUUAAUAAAUCUGCGAGUGCAUGAGUAAAUAAAUAACAUAAUGGUUUAUAAUACAUAAUACUUAUUAUUUUAUUAUAAUACACACAAUUGUGUUUUGUAGGUGUGUUAUAAUGCUGCUGUA
Messenger RNA from Dreissena polymorpha, 3380 nucleotides. RefSeq names its product toll-like receptor 2 type-2. Gene Ontology annotation, biological process: immune response; toll-like receptor signaling pathway. Gene Ontology annotation, cellular component: membrane. NCBI's taxonomy places the organism in Eukaryota, Metazoa, Mollusca, Bivalvia, Myida, Dreissenidae. The record is from RefSeq and is a predicted model, not a curated record. The coding region runs from base 1090 to 2625 and encodes 511 amino acids. Gene Ontology annotation, molecular function: transmembrane signaling receptor activity; protein binding. The transcript has 2 exons.